GCACCCUGCUUCAGUAUGAUGAUACAUGAUAGCGCUUUAGAAUUCCGUUCUUAGUUUUGCUCACUCCUCGAGUUUGUUAGUGCUGCCAGAAUCCAUCGUAACCUUAUGCUGGUCGAAGAUGAUGGAUUUUGACAAAUUACUUUUUCAUCAAGAGUAAAAUCACGACAGACCAUUCAUGAAACUAUGAGUAAAAGUUAUAAAGGAUUCAAGUUGACUGCCUACUUGCUUGGGUUCUUGGUCUUGAUAUCUUCUUCUAGCAAAGCCGAUAUACAGUAUGAGGGUGAUAAUUACGACAUUAACCAAUCGACCGACAACGAUAUAUUGAGUAUUUUACAAAGUCAUGAGGAAGCGGAUGAUAAGCGUGACUGCAAGACAAAAGCCUGUUUAGAUUUGGUGAGCGUCCUGAAGAGGAACCUGGACACUAGUACCAAACCAUGUGUCGAUAUGUACCAAUACGCGUGUGGUGGAAUGAUCAAACGUUCUUACUCCUCUAAAGAAAACUCAGAAAGCACUUUUGGAAACAUGCAUAAGCAGGAAUUGAUAAAACUGAAGAACAUUCUAGAAGGACUGAAAGAUAGGAAAGAGAACGAUGUUUUCACCAAAGUGUACAACUGGUACUCAUCGUGCAUGAACAUAAAACAGAUCAACAAACUAGGCGCCAGGCCAUUGUUAGAGUUACUCGAAUCAAUGGGCUCCUGGCCAAUCCUUAAUCCAUCCUGGAGUGAGCAAGACUGGGAUCUAGAGAGGACGCUGGCUAUGAUCCACCAGAAUGUCUCGGUGUUUCCUUUAUUCAGGAUUUCUGUUGAUAACGACGCGAGGAAUGCUUCAUCACUGUAUCGCUUAUCGAUCAGCAAGACGAAACUUUCUCUAGAAACACCAGAAUUUUACCUCGCGAAGUCCAAUUUCUCAGAUAGGAUAAUCUUUUCUUAUUUUCAACUACUCAAGAAUCUUGCGGAGUUACUUGGUGCGGAACAAAAGGUUCAAAUGAAGGUUGAUAUUUUGAAUGUUAUCAAGUUUGAAAUCGCCUUAGCAGCGGCGAUAAGGCUCGACAAGAGAGAGUACUUAGUUAGUCCAUAUACAACAUUGGGUUCGUUACGUAAAGCAUACGAAGGAAAAGUGUUCGACUGGAAACGUUACAUAUCGUUCAUUUACCAAGAUCUCCCCAAACAAGCUCCUUUCCAAGAUUCCGAAAUAAUUAACGUGCCUGAACCCAACUAUUUCAAACGUAUGAUGCUGUUGGUUGGAAUGGUGGAGCCCAGAGUUUUGGCGAACUAUAUGCUGGCUCAAGUAGUAUUUCAAUAUAGUGGGAUGCUAUCAGUAGAAUUUCGACAACCUUACCUUGGGUACUAUAAAGCUCUUUAUGGUAUUGAAGCCUUCAGUCCACUGUGGGUGCGAUGUGUAGGUUCCACAACCGCACACUUGAACGCAGCAGUCACAGCACGCUACGUGAAAAAGUAUUUACCAAACAAGGAUUUAGACAAGGCUAAAGACCUAGUACACAGGUUAGUGUUAGCUUACAUGCUUCAUCUCGACAAAAUCAAGUGGAUGGACAAGAAGACAAAAAAGGCUGCUGAAGAGAAGGUCCAGGCCAUACUAGAACACGUUGGUUAUCCCAAGGACAUCAUAAAUACGACUGUUUUGGAAGAAGGCUAUCAUGAA
This is a messenger RNA of Actinia tenebrosa (Australian red waratah sea anemone), 1659 nucleotides long. RefSeq names its product endothelin-converting enzyme 1. Gene Ontology annotation, cellular component: plasma membrane. The record is from RefSeq and is a predicted model, not a curated record. Gene Ontology annotation, biological process: protein processing. Gene Ontology annotation, molecular function: metalloendopeptidase activity. NCBI's taxonomy places the organism in Eukaryota, Metazoa, Cnidaria, Anthozoa, Actiniaria, Actiniidae.